Molecule: messenger RNA, 981 nt
Organism: Candidula unifasciata
Lineage: Eukaryota; Metazoa; Mollusca; Gastropoda; Stylommatophora; Geomitridae
Source: the annotation of a GenBank genome assembly
AUGUCUGAGAGUUCAUCAGUACGCAAUAUACGUCUGCUUGUCGAGACGGACGAUCCCAUGUUCUACGGACAGAAGAAGUUGAAGGUCAGGGGGCGGGAUUUAGUUCACCUUUCAAAAGAUGUUUUCAAGUUGAUGGACCUUGAGGUUUUGGACCUGAGCCCAGAGCGGCAGUCAUGUCUGAACUACAAGCUGCCCAUGAUCCCCAGGGAUAUUGGAAAACUGCAUUGUUUGACGACUCUGCUGCUGGACACAAAUGAACUGUUGCAGGUGCCCGUGGAAAUAACACUGUUGACAAACCUGGAACGACUGACGCUCAGCAACAACCAUCUCACGGAGCUCCCCAGGGGAUUCAAGAGACUGCAGAAGUUAGAAAGCCUGCACUUGGCCAACAACAAGCUGGAGAAGUUUCCUCUCGAAGUCUGUGAUAUCACGUCGCUUGUCUUUCUCGAUGCCAGUGAUAAUCUGAUAAAGCUUCUACCCAAGAAGAUCAGCCAGUUGACUAACCUAGAGACUCUUCUUCUGUUCAUCAAUCAACUAACCAAGCUACCCGACACGAUCGUCAACAUGCGAGCACUGCGCUGUCUGUGGUUGGGGAACAACCACAUCUGUCAUCUGCCCAAGGGAUUCGGCUACCUGUCCAAGCUGGAUUGGAAAGACAGGUAUACAACAUCUACUUUGGAUGGAAACCCUUUGUUGAACCCACCCCUGGAGAUCUGUAAGCUUGGACCAGAAGCGAUAGAAAGAUUCCAAGGUGUAGGACCUAACAUAGAUGCAGAAAAACUGGCAGAGGAAGAACGGAAAAGAACGAGAAGAAGGACAAUACCUGUUUUGGGUACUAGCCAAAGUGUCAACGGCAACGUUCCUAGCGGAGCAAGCGGUUUGAAAACAAAGUCAGACAGUAGGAAAGUGCUCAGCAAUGGUGCUAAGACUGCUAAUAAUAUAGUUAAUUCUAUUACAAUUCUUGACAGACAGAGAAAAUAA